Molecule: messenger RNA, 384 nt
Organism: Acanthamoeba castellanii str. Neff
Lineage: Eukaryota; Discosea; Longamoebia; Acanthamoebidae
Product: isoprenylcysteine carboxyl methyltransferase
Exons: 1
Coding region: 1-384 (127 amino acids)
Biological process (GO): C-terminal protein methylation
Cellular component (GO): membrane
Molecular function (GO): protein C-terminal S-isoprenylcysteine carboxyl O-methyltransferase activity
Source: RefSeq, a predicted model, not a curated record
AUGGUCGUGGCUGGCGCCCUGCUCCGCCUGUGGUGCUAUCGCACCCUGGCGCGCCACUUCACCUUCAGCCUCACCAUCUUGCGCAACCACGAGCUCGUCCAGUCUGGUCCCUACGCGCUCCUCCUCCACCCGUCCUACACCGGCGCGGUCCUCGUCCAGGCCGGCUACCUGGCGCUGCUCGUGUGGGACCGCCUCUGGUGGCUGCAGCCGUGGCCCCUCUCGCUCCUCCGCUUCGACAUCGCCUGCGCCGUGCUGGCGCUGCUCACCGCGGCCGCUUUCUACCGACGCGUCUCAGUCGAAGAGGCCGCCCUCCACCGCCACUUUGGCAAGCGAUGGGAGGCACACACCGCCACCCGCAAGCGCUUCAUCCCCUUCCUUUUCUAG